Messenger RNA from Paracoccidioides brasiliensis Pb18, 2907 nucleotides. Its product is annotated as aspartate-tRNA(Asn) ligase. Gene Ontology annotation, cellular component: cytoplasm; cytosol; aminoacyl-tRNA synthetase multienzyme complex. The record is from RefSeq and is a predicted model, not a curated record. The transcript has a single exon. Gene Ontology annotation, biological process: aspartyl-tRNA aminoacylation. The coding region runs from base 1 to 2907 and encodes 968 amino acids. Gene Ontology annotation, molecular function: RNA binding; aspartate-tRNA ligase activity; ATP binding.
AUGGCGGCCGAACCCGCCCUCCCAGUUGUCGCGGAACGAUCCUCCAAAUCGACCGAGAAACAUCAAAGGAAUUUGUCUAUCAACAUGUCUAUCAAAACAGCCCUGACGAAGCUGAAGGAAACAGCAAGGCCGUCUUCCGACAGUGAACAUUCCCCGACUCGGAAAAGCCUAGCUAGCUUCUUCCUUGAUAAAGAUAUCGCAUCUUCCAGUGAUGACUUAUACAGCGAUGAUAGCGAAGGCAUGAGUAAGAAUGAGCAGAAACGAAGGGCACGGAAACAAAAACGGGAAUCGGGAACGCGAUUGAGCGGGGAAGUUAGGGAACACUCGGAAACACGCAGGAAGGAACGUGAAGAGCAGGCGGCGAGGGAAGAAACUGAGGAGAUAAAGGCUCAUUAUGGAGAUUUACCAUUGAUGCAGUCUAGAGAGCGCCCACGGGAGAAUCUGUUAAAGUUUGACAAUAUCACGGUGGAUUUGGUGGGUCAGGAGGUGAUGUUUAGGGCCCGCGUGCAUCAUGUCCGACGUAUGUCAUCGAAGUUGGUUUUCAUCGUCUUUAGACAACAGAUCAUCACUUUUCAAGGAGUGCUAGCAGAAAAAGCUGGGCAAGUAUCUACUUUUAUGAUCCAAUGGGCUGAGCAUAUCCGUGUCGGCUCGAUUGUCAAGGUGAAAGGGAAGCUUAGCAAGUCGCUGGUGCCUGUUGUGGGAUGCACAAUUCAUGACGUGGAGCUUGAUAUAGAGAAGCUUCAUGUCAUCGUUCGGAGGGAGGAACCGGUUCCAUUCAGUGUUUACGAAGCAGAGCUCACAACUAGAGAGGAACAUACCCACGAUGGGCGGCGCAAUCACAUUCUGGACAAGACCCGUCUUUCCAACCGUAUCCUAGACCUGCGCACUGACGCAUCCCAAUCCAUAUUUAGAAUUCAGAGUGCAGUCAGCAAUCUGUUUCACAGUGCAUUGGAUUCCCAAGGCUUCAUUGAGAUUCAUACGCCGAAACUUCAGGGUUCCGCUACAGAGUCUGGUGCUAGCGUUUUCGAGGUCAGCUACUUUUCAAGAGCUGCCUUUCUGGCCCAGAGUCCACAACUCGCUAAGCAAAUGGCUAUUGCGAGCGACUUCGAACGUGUGUACGAGAUUGGCGCCGUGUUUCGUGCGGAGAAUUCAAAUACCCAUCGCCAUUUGACAGAAUAUACUGGUUUGGAUAUUGAAAUGGCGAUCGACGAACACUACCACGAAGCGCUUGAAGUUAUCGACAGCGUCCUCAAAGAAAUUUUCAAAGGAAUUUAUGUUCGAUACCGACGAGAGGUGGAUAUCAUCAAGCAUCAGUUCCCCCACGAAGACCUGGUUUGGUUAGAUAAGACUCCAGUUAUCCUGUUCUCUGACGGCAUUAAACUUCUUAAUGACAGUGGAUGGCGCCGGGAUGGUGAAGAACUUCCGACCAACGAAGAUUUGGGGACUCGAGAUGAGAUGAGAUUGGGCGAAUUGAUUAAGGAGAAAUACCACACCGAUUAUUACAUCUUGGAUAAAUACCCUCGGGUUGCAAGACCAUUCUACGCUAUGGAAGAUCCUGAGAACCCUGAAUUCACCAACUCUUUCGAUAUUUUCGUCAGGGGUCAAGAAAUUGUUUCCGGCGGCCAGCGCAUUCACGAUGAAAAGAUCCUCGAGAAACGAAUGAGAGACGCUGGCAUCGAUCCAUUAACAAUGGAGGACUACCUGGAGGGCUUCCGUUGGGGUGCUCCACCUCACGCCGGUGCUGGCAUCGGUCUGGAAAGAUUAGUCAUGUUGAUCUUGAAGUUGGGAAAUAUUCGACUGGCCUCUAUGUUCCACAGAGACCCUAAGAGCUUCCCUGCCAUCCCAGUACCAUCCAUCCUCCCAUACCCAGACUCAUCCACUAUCGAUCCUCCGUGGGAGAGGGAAGAAAAUAAACACCAGAACAACACCGAUUUGCACCGCGAAUUCCAGCCACUGGAGGAACUCAUCGCCAACUACGGUGACGCAACGUCAACGUCAUGGCCAGAUCCAAAGUAUAAAAUCUGGCGCGACCACAGCACCGGCGCCGCCGUCGCGUACGUUCCCAGCAGUCACGGCUUCGCAAUCAUUCCAGGCAACCCGCUCUCGGACCCCAGUCAAUACCACAAAGUAGCCGUCCGCUUCCUCCGUUGGCUCAAAAGCGAAACACACAUGAAACCCAUUUGGAUCCUCUGCUCACUUCCCCUCGAAGAGGUCUUGGGCGAUAAGCUGGGUUGGCGCACACUUUCCUGCAUUGGAGAGGCACGCAUCGAUCCAUCCCGCAACCAAGCCGCAGCAGACGUGGAUAUUUCCAAGAAAAUACGCCACGCGGAGCGCGAGGGCGUCAAACUCCUUACUAUCCCGACCGAUAAACAACUGCCAGAGGACCUGACUUCGAAAAUCGACGCACGCAUCGCAGACUGGCGCGCCCACCGCAAGGGGCCGCAGAUUUAUCUCUCGGAAAUCAAGCCAUGGCGAGACACGCGAAAUUACCAGUACUACUAUGCCGUCGACAAGGAAGGGACUAUCUGUGCCUUUGUCGCAUUGGCCCGGCUGGCGGGGAAUAGCAUGCAGAUCAAAUACAGCCUGGACUUCCCUGGGUCGCCGUCGGGGGCGAUCGAGUCCCUUAUCACCCACGCGAUUCAGUCUGUGGCCAAGUCGGGAAUUAAGUCACUCACUUUCGGUGCCGGGGCGUCGAACCACCUAACACAGGGACACAACAUGUCUGGGGCAAAGGCUAAGUUGCUGCAGAGCACGUAUGAUACGCUUGUCAAGCAGUUUGGACUGAAUCGCAAGACGGAGUUUAGAGUUAAGUUGGGUGCGUAUGAGGAGCCGCUUUACAUUGCUUACCCGCGCAAUGGGAUGGGUUCGAGGGGUAUCAGGGCUAUUCUGAACUUUUUGGAAGAUUGA